This is a messenger RNA of Physcomitrium patens, 1330 nucleotides long. RefSeq names its product protein SPIRAL1-like 1. Gene Ontology annotation, biological process: cortical microtubule organization. Lineage: Eukaryota; Viridiplantae; Streptophyta; Bryopsida; Funariales; Funariaceae. Gene Ontology annotation, cellular component: cortical microtubule, transverse to long axis. The record is from RefSeq and is a predicted model, not a curated record.
AGGCUCAAAAGGGGAGGGACAGGGGACGCGUUACUCCCCACCCCACGAAGGUAGCUUGUGAGGGAGGCCCUACCCAUCCCCCCCAACGAAAAUAUCCCACUGCCACUGUCCUCAUCCCCCGCCUUCGCUUCAAGCACACUGUGUGUCUGCUCCAUACCACCGCUGCUGCUGCACCAUCUCUCCACCUCUCUAUCUCUCUCACUCUCUCUGCCAUCGUCUCCCUCCUCAGCACUCAGCUUCUCGCCGCCUCUUCGAAUUCUUUGGCCGUGUCCUUUGGACACUGCACGCUGCCACAGCUAGGUGCGUAUCUCCUCCAUCGCGUCGCAGUGAACGCGACAGAUUGGAGUAGAGAGGCGGAGACAAUGGUGCGUGGUGGAAGCAGCGGAGGAGGGCAGAGCUCCCUCGGGUACCUGUUCGGAUCCGAUGCCGGCCCUCCCAAGGCCGUAGCGAAGGCGCCCGCCCCGGAGCCCCAGGCUCCAGUGGAGCAGCGACCGGCCGGGUUGGCGAGGAGCAAUGUCCCAGAGGAGAAGGCCGCGCCCGUGGGUAAAGCGGACGACGCGGGUGACAAGGGCGCUCCCAAGCUGGGCCGGAACUCGAACAACUACCACCGCGCCGACGGGCAGAAUACCGGCAACUUCAUCACUGACCGACCUUCGACCAAGGUUCAUGCUGCUCCCGGUGGAGGGUCAUCUUUGGGUUACCUGUUCGGCGGCAAUUGAGUCCAGGUCGCGCAGUUUGAUGCUGACAUCACCGAUAUUCUAGACCGUGCCUGCACGAUCUGAUGAAGUUCAUCUUGCAGAUGACCAUCACCGCCAGCUCGCAUGGUGUUGUUAGGCUAGAAUUUGCUUGGAUUAACUUGUGCACAGUGUCAGCAUUGUGACAGCGGGGAUGUGGGAGCGUUUGUGUGGAACGCUUUUCAGUUCUCUGGUCAAAAUAAGGCUGGCGUUUGUGUCUUUGUAGCAGAGGAUAGGUUCACGUCAAGAACUUCUGAGCCCUCUCCCCUGCCCCUCGGCUGCAGAGAUAUUGGGAGCUCUUACGAGCUUCCGUUUUGAUUGAUGGUCUGUUCACGCAUUAGUAGUUGGGGUUUCAACCAUUGUCGACAGCUAGUUCAGCAGUAAAAGCUGAUUGUUAUCGUAUGAAUUGCGAGUCUGUGAAGCGGUUCUAGCAGUUCUGCUCUCCCUCAGGAGCAAGGUCAUCGUGUGCUCCAUUGCAUCGAGCAGGCUUGAUGAUUCUUCUGUGUACUCGGUGGUUCCGUUACGAUUCUUCUCCAGGAGAAGCGUAGCAGGACUUUGCCCAUUUUAUUCUCACGGCUAUGACCGCAUUUACAUAC